Messenger RNA from Dentiscutata erythropus, 137 nucleotides. NCBI's taxonomy places the organism in Eukaryota, Fungi, Glomeromycota, Glomeromycetes, Diversisporales, Gigasporaceae. The record is from the annotation of a GenBank genome assembly.
UCUCCAUCUCAAAAUCCAAAUCCCGUUACAAAAAUUAAUGAUAUUUUAAAUUAUGUAAAUAACUUGCAAGAUCUUGAAUUAAUUCUCAAUCCACCUUAUCAACCCACACUUAGUCUUGACUCUACUUUUACCAGCUU